Schistocerca cancellata (South American locust) is the source of this 4074-nucleotide messenger RNA. RefSeq names its product E3 ubiquitin-protein ligase Rnf220-like. The record is from RefSeq and is a predicted model, not a curated record. The coding region runs from base 146 to 1768 and encodes 540 amino acids. The transcript is spliced from 10 exons. Gene Ontology annotation, molecular function: metal ion binding; ubiquitin protein ligase activity; DNA binding. NCBI's taxonomy places the organism in Eukaryota, Metazoa, Arthropoda, Insecta, Orthoptera, Acrididae. Gene Ontology annotation, biological process: protein ubiquitination; DNA repair.
UGGAGCUCAGUCGGGGUUUGGUGGAUACAGGGAAACGAUACGGCGUACAGUACGCUGAUCGAGUUAUCCAAUAGAUGUGGAGUUGUUGUUAUUGCUGUGUUUAUUUUCGUUGUCUUAUGCUUUAGUCCAUAUAAAGCUCUGUAAGAUGGAAAAUUCUGCAUAUGUACCAAAUCACCUUCCACCACCUGCUCUUGUCGUCUUCUCUCAGGCUGGAGGGCUUCCAGAGGCUCUGAGAAUGCAGAGGCCCUUUAAUCCCCAGGUCCCAGAAGCAAAAGACCUGCACGUCCCUUUUGGCAGUGCUACUGUUGCCGGUUUUGGCCUGCGGCACGUUGAUAGCUACCCAGGGCUGCCAGCUCACUUGCUUCAUCACCUGCAACCACAGUUUGUGCACCCAGCCCUGGAUCCCAGGCUUCCAUUUGGCUCUGCAGGAGCUGGUGCCUUCCGUCCUCUGGGGCGAGGGCACCCAGGUGCUGGUGAUAUGGAGACUGGGGGGCUGUCUGCUUUUGCACCUCCAGCUCCUACACUGUCUAGUUCUGGUAACCGAAGUGAGGGCCUGGCGGGCUCUGUCUCACCCAACAGUACACCGCCUCUGCAGCCCCGUGUAAAGGAGGAGGGUUCGGACACACCACUGUCAGAAGACAGAGACCGUGAUGGCACGCUCACUCCUGGAUCCUUAUCGGAAGGCAAUGUUGCAGACCGGCUUACACCAGAGGAGGGACGUGGCUAUAGACGGAAGAAGAAGCUGCAGGCGGAGGCGUCGUGCUGCCCGGUGUGCGGCGUGACGCUGCGCGCGGGCGAGCUGGAGGCGCACUACGCGCACGAGCUGCAGCGCCUCUACAAGUUGGGCGGCGCGCGCGCCAGGCGGCCGCCCCCGCCUCCCCCGCCGGGGCCCGCUGCCGCCGCCGCAGCCGCCGCCGCCGCCUCUGCCUCCGCCGACGGCACGCACGAGGGUCGCUGGGAGACUUACCAGCGGAUCAAGGCGAACCGACAGAGCAGGCUGCGCUUGAAGAACCGCAAGCGCAAGGCGGACGAGGCGACGUGCCCCGUGUGCAGCGAGCGUCUCUCAGGAAGCGCCGACGACCUCAACGCGCACGUAGACGCCUGCCUGCGCAAGCACGGCGACGGCGACGGCGAUUCGGACGAGCCGGUGGACGUGGAGGGCGGCGUCUUCACGGAGUACGAGUGGGCGGGGCAGCGACGCGUGCGCGCGUCCGCGCUGCUCGUGGGCGGCUACGCGGCGGCCGGGCUGGCGACGGCCGCGACCACGGCCGACGACGCCGACCACGCGGACCUGGUCGUCGACGGCGACGACUCCGCCACGCUGGGGCCCGCGCAGUACUCGGAGGCCGACGUGCUGCUACCCGCCGCCGCGGCGCGCGAGCGGCGAGCGCUGCGACACGCCCUGCUCAGUGGCGAUAGCAGCAGUCCGGCAGCGGAGGCGACCGACAUCAAGGAGGAGCCGGACGGCGACGGCGACGGAGAGGGCGAGGGCGACGGCGACGCACACCCCAGCGACCCCGCGCCCGACCGCGACCAGCUGGUCGAGGCGCUCAAGGCGCGCAUCCGACAGCUCGAGGCGGACGCCUCCAGCGCCGACAAGUUCAAAUGCCUCAUCUGCAUGGAACGUUACAAGAAACCUGUCAUAUCCAUAUGCUGCUGGCAUGUUCAUUGCGAAGAAUGCUGGCUACGUACUCUGGGUGCAAAGAAGCUGUGUCCUCAGUGCAAUAUGAUAACAUCACCAUCGGACCUGCGGAGGAUUUACAUGUGAUCGCCCCUAGCUGAUACUCUGGCGACCGCCAUCCAUUUUGUUGAAGAAGUAACUCCAGUGGAAACACGUGCUACAUCUCUCUGAAGUGGAACAUCCCUUGGCUUUCUUCGGUUUGCGACAUAGCGUAUUUAUGAAACUACGGACUGAUGGAUUUGUUGGUGCACUGCAGAGAGAUGAAGCUUUUAUUUGCGGAUAGCUGCAACUUCACAGCACAGUUGGAAGAUUUUUGUGUCAAUGCGUUGCUUGUACGAAGGUGAGUUGCAGCUACGGCUUGUGAGUUACGGCGUCAAGAAUGAAUACACGAGUCAAAGCGACGUUCUUUGACUGGCUUGCAAGAGACAUAGGCAGUAGUGCCGUCAAUCGUGAUAAGCUGCAUUUUACUUCAGUCGAUUUUGAAGUAACUGCCAUUCGUAAGAUUUGACAAUGUGCGUGAAAGCUCAGUGUCGUACGUACAAUGGCUAACGAUUUAGGGAGGAAACGAGUGCAUCGCAAUUAUGCAAGACUGUUGUUAAACUCAAGAACAGAAGCGUCAUCUGUGUGAGCGUGUGGUUUCUCGCCGUUAACUGGAGGCGCACCUGAUCGAUUGCGGACGGGACAGAAGAUCCGAGUGGGCAAGUUGGAAAUUACUGUGUGGGAGCUGUGCCAGCCCCUCUUGUAUUCGUAUUUGUUGAGACAGUUGGUCUGCUCUCUGUAAUGAGACGACGAGAUUCCGCAGAUCGUGAACCUUCUCCGGCUUUGUGAGGAUCUUAAAAAGUCUGAGCUCAACGAAUUAAAUAGCAAUACUGAUUCGCGACUCGCAUUUGACAAAUCACCACAGAAGCCUCCCACUAAGGCCGCGCGCACAAAUUUCAUUUAUAAACCUCUCUUUAUUUAACCACUGCAAAAUGUGUUUUGGCUUCAAUCGUCCUUCGUCUCAUAAAUGUUUGUGUGGCCAUCCUACUGACGUAGUGUACAUGCACAUUCCCGAAUAAUACUGACUGAAGCAGUGUAGCGUUACCCGAUCUUGUUGACGAAUAUGUAUGGCAGAUUCACCGUAUGUAUUUGUCACAUUUUACGUUCUCUGUGUAUAUUAAGUCUGUGAGGCCCUUACCACAGUCUGACAGAAAAUGGUUUUAAUUAUGCAAAACACGUACCGGUAUUUUUAACGAAUUCACGAUUGGUAUAAUUGUUCUAGAAACGUUAAUUACCUCUCGUCAGUGACUGUUGUCGAAAGAUUAACUGUCUGGCAGACUGCGCAUCCCAGCUACAUUUCUAAAAUAAAAGUUGAUUUUUAUUAUAAAGUGAACUUUCUUACCAAAAUAAAACUAUACCAAUUAAUAAUGAGAAAAUAUUUACAACGUGACAACCCUCAGUUAUAGGUCCCAUAUCCUAUCACUUUUGCAAAAUAUAUAACUUACAGUAAACACCUUGCCGAACGCCCAUGUACAGUGUCGAAUAAUAUGCCAAAUAGCAACCUUGAUGAGGCUUGAAUAGCAGAGCACCAUCUGAAAGCAGACGGCUAUGGACCGAUUGUAUUAGAUAGAAUUCCGUCUAGAAAAUUACCCGAUAUGAAUCUUGUAACUCAACCCCACUUCCUGCUCACGUAGUCUGCUUUUAUUGUUACUGACAAAGCAGUUUCGAAACGCCCUUAAUUAUCAGUCUACGUGUGCUGGCUAUUGUGUAUCCGAAAAGUCCAUGAAGAUAAAACUGUGGACCCAGAGAGCUGCUUUAGUGCUUAGCGGUACACUGCUGCUCCUUUCGGUGGCACCAGAGUUACUACACACAUUUUCCAGGGUAGUUCUUUGAUUCACAACUUGAAUAUUUCUGUUUAAAAAAUUGGUUUUUCUUGGUAAUAGUCCAUCGCAGACAAUCGGCUGCGGGAAUGUGUAAGUCGGAUCCUUCCAUCAGAAGCAGUUUGUCAAUUAAAAAGUAAAUUCCAAACUAACUGACGAAAACAGUUUUCAGUUGCUUCGACAGUUCUGGCCAAAUGUAGAUUUCAUCUGAUCGUUCUAAUAUCGUAUCAGAGUACCCUAUAAAAUUUACAUAGGAAAUUAAAUUCUGUUAACUUGAUCUGCACAGUAAUGGGGGAAACUUAACGUUGUAAAUUCUGUAUACACACAGAACCUUUUAUUUAACACCUUGGUUCUACAUAUUAAUUACAGAAAUCUAUGUACCGUUUACGAAACCACCAGUUUGACGUUUAAGUGUUGCAGUUAGAUCAGAAAAUCGUGGUUGCUCUAAAAGUAAGUUGGCGAAGUGAGAAGAAAUUCAACUAACUGCGUUUAAUUGCUUCCUAUGCUGUCAGUAUGCUAGCUCACUCGGUGAGA